Pyrenophora tritici-repentis Pt-1C-BFP is the source of this 1117-nucleotide messenger RNA. RefSeq names its product Protein tyrosine-serine phosphatase. Gene Ontology annotation, molecular function: phosphoprotein phosphatase activity. Lineage: Eukaryota; Fungi; Ascomycota; Dothideomycetes; Pleosporales; Pleosporaceae. The record is from RefSeq and is a predicted model, not a curated record. Gene Ontology annotation, biological process: dephosphorylation.
ACAGGAUUGCAGCAGACAGGCAUCCUGUAACCUGCCAUACGCGCCACCCGAAUAUGAUCGAAUUACAGACACCUCUCAAGAGCAUACUCAACUUUCGCGAUGUCGGCCAGUUUGUCAAUGAGAACGCAGAAACAGUUCGUCUCCAAACCGGUCUGCUGUACCGAAGUGCGCGCCCUGACGAGGCCUCCUUUCAGGACAGACAAAGGCUGUUAAACGAGUACAGGGUGAAGAGCAUCAUUGAUCUACGAACAAAAACAGAACACAUUGAACAAGCACAAAAGCACGAGGCGAGGAUUAAAGCCUCAGCAGCCGUACCCCAGACGAACAAGGAUGUUGCAGAGCCUUUACAGAUUACCGGCAUUGACUAUCACGAGAUCAACUUCAAUGGGUCGGCAUUCUCUCGGAUGCUCCUCUCCAAGCUCUCUUGGUUCGAGUUUUUCAAGCUGGCAGGUCUCAUGAUACUUGGGUACCGCAAGGACGCAAUCAAGAUUCUAGCACCUCAUAUGGAGGGCAUGGGAUUAAUUGGGUUGGCCCAGCAAUCUUUGGAUGUAUGCACGCGCGAAGUCACGCAGGUCUUCGAUCUGUUGGGAAUCGAAGAUAGUUGGCCAGUCCUAAUUCAUUGCACGCAGGGCAAGGACCGCACGGGGCUUAUAGUGAUGCUCGUCCUGUGGUUGCUUCAAGUCGACCAGGCAAUCAUUGACAAAGACUAUCGACUAUCCGAGCCGGAACUGGAGCCAGAGAUGGAGGGAAGACUAAAGGAGAUGGCGUCAAUUGGCUUGUCGGAGCAGUUUGCUGUCUGUCCCCCGGAUGUGGUGAACAGUACAUACUCUCAUAUCGUGGAGAAGUACGGCAGUGUUGAGCAGUACUUGGAGAAAGCUGGUGUAGCCAAGAACAAAGUGGACUUUGUGAAGAAGAAGCUACGAGCGGAUGCGUCGUAGGCGUGCCCCACCAAUACUAUCAAGUAAGCUUGGCGGAAAUCACAAUCUGCUCCUAUCUGGACCACCUUUUGGCGUGCUCCUGGAAGGGCUAGGCCAGACGCAGAAGAUAGAUAGCAGACGGGAGACGGCAGACGGCAAACGACCGAAGAGAUGGUGAGGCUGAGGUCAAGGUUGUUGUU